CACCAGCAAAACGUGGAGGGUGAUGAUGAUGACCAGCUUGAUUAUAAUAACAUUAAUGGCACGGGAGGCAUUGGACUCGCUGGUGGAAGAGCAACUCGUGCUCGUUCUCCUAUGAACAAAAACAUGGCUCAAAGCGAGUUCCACAGGCAAUGACACAACAACUAGCUGAUGAGGACAAUGAUGAGGAUGACAUUUUAGUGACUGGCACGCCAAGUAUAGGGCUUGGUGGUGGAAGAGCAAUGCAGUCACGCUCUCCUAUGCACAAAAACAUGCCUCAAAGGCGAGCUCCAGUAGUGAUGACACAACAACCAGCUGAUGAGGAUGGACUUUUAGUCAGUGGCACAGCUAGCAUAGGUCUCGCUGGUGGAAGGGCAAUGCGGUCACAGUCUCCUGCAAACAAAAACAUAGCUCAAAGGCGAGCACCACAACAACCAUCUGAUGAGGACAAUGAUGAUGAUGACCUUUUAGUGAGUGGUACCUCAAGCAUAGGGCUCGCAGGUGGAAGGGCUAUGCAGUCACGCUCUCCUGCGACUAAAAACAUAACUCAGAAGCGGCUGCCACAAGUUACUACACGGAAAGCAUCUGAUAAGGGCGAUCAUGAGGAUGACCUUUUAGUUAGUGGCAGAGCAAGCAUUGGUAUUGCUCGUGGUAGGGCAAUGCAGUCACGCCCUUCUAUGGCCAAAACUAUGGCUCAAAGGCCUGUGCAACAAGUAGCACAGCAACCAGGUGAUGAGGACAAUGAUGUGGAUGACCUUGCAAAUAAUAAUAGUUCAGCGAGUGGCACAGCAACCAUUGGACUUGCUUGUGGAAAAGCAAUACGUUCAUCUUCUCCCUCAUCAGUUCAUAUCAAUCAGGAUCAACCACCAUCUACACGUUCCACACCAGGCAGUCAAACCUCUCUAUCUGUCAACAAUAUGGAGCAACCAUUAUCAUCUUAUUCAAGUGGCCAACCAUCUCACUCUAUCAGCUCUGUGGAGCAACCCAUGUCUCCUUAUUCCAUUUCAGGCGGACAACCAUCUCUGCAGGGUUCUGCAGAACAGCCAACUGCUGGCCGGUUAUGUCCAUUAACCAGAUCCAUAGAGCAACCUUUAUCUGCUCGUUCCACAGCAUCAGGUCGCCAACAUUUAGGAGUCAAGGCAGUUCCUGUGAUACCUCAUACAGUGCCUAUGCCACUGAAGCCAACCUCAUCUGUUAGUUCAACAGAGGCUUCAACUGAUAAUCGGAGAGAUAAACGGUAUAUUAUAGCUCUAAGCUGGUGUGAUUUCAGUUUGAAGGAUGAAGUUAUCAUCCAUAUCGUAAUCCCCUCCAACUUUUUUCUUUCGUCACCCUUAUUUUUUUUUGUUAGUUUUAUACAUAUAAUGUGAAUUUUCCCUUUUAACUUGGUCUUUGAAGUUUUAGAUAUAUUAGAAAGAGAAUGAGGAAAUCUGCCAUCAAAUGGAGCAACUUCUCUGAUUCGUGAUUUAGAAGCGAUUGAGUGUCAUAAAUUUAAACAACAUUAAGAACAUUCUUAUAUAACAUAGUCACAAGAUAAUAGAUAUAUAUGAGUAAUUCAGGUCCUUAUGUUUUCAUCUCUACAGUAAGAAAGGCUUUGUUGCUGCUCUUCCAGUAUUCAAGAAUGCAUAAUGCCCUCCCCUGGAAGUAUUUAAGCCCAUCACCGUCAUGCGUUUUUCUCAAUUAAUAAUGUUAGGGUCUCAAGAUCCUGGGAUCAUGUAAAAUGCCCAUUGCACUGGUUUAGGUUCUUUCUUUGUUUCAUCUAUAGUGCUCUAAAAUUUAUAGUGUAAGCAGAUUGUCUUCAGAUUUUGGGAGUAUGAGCAGUUUGAAAGAUAGGGGAAGACAGCAGUCUACUUCUGCUUUACAAGAUGAGGUACAGUCACGUUAAGCUAAAUAUGUGUUUCCUUCUAGCAUAUAUUAGUUGCAAUUUUAUUUUUUUCUUUUUUGUUUCUAAGGAAUUAUUUGAAAGCAGGUGUAUAGGUCAUCAUAUCUUCUUUUUCAAAAACCUAAUUAAUUUGUUCAAGUCUGAACACUUCAAUUUUCAGUCUAUGUGAUCAAACACAUGAAGAAGCUUAGGAAAAUGUUUAUUUUUAUCUUCCAGUAAUGUGGUGUGAAUUUCAUGGCAGCUUGAUAUGCUACAGGAUGAAAAUGAAAGUUUAAUUGAAAAGUUAUCUUCAAAUGAACGGGCAUAAUCUAUCUGAAUACUGGCAUUUGGAUAUAACUUUUGCAAC
Molecule: messenger RNA, 2222 nt
Organism: Durio zibethinus
Lineage: Eukaryota; Viridiplantae; Streptophyta; Magnoliopsida; Malvales; Malvaceae
Source: RefSeq, a predicted model, not a curated record